CAUCAUGAGCAUGGCUGCUGAUAACCAUGAGAGGUGAGUGCAGUCAGGUCAUUCUAAGAAAACAGUCUACUGCACUGCCGCACACAGCCACACAUAUCUAGUAAAUCUGAUCACCACAAGUUUGGAAAUUGGAGCAAGAGGAAAAUGUCCAGCCAGCACCAAGAACUAACUCAAAAUCCACUUCAGAAGAUCUGGAUCCCACCAAAGAGUAGCCGUCUGCAGCAGCGACGGGGCUCUUCAGUUCCUCAGUUUACAAACUCCCCAACCUUGAUAGUGAUGGUGGGACUUCCUGCCCGAGGCAAGACUUACAUUUCCACUAAGCUGACAAGAUACUUGAACUGGAUCGGUGUCCCCACAAAAGUUUUCAAUCUAGGCCAAUACCGCAGAGCGGCUGUGAAGACUUACCAGAGUUAUGAAUUCUUCAAAUCUGAGAAUGAAGAGGCCAUGAAAAUACGGAAACAAUGUGCACUAGCAGCACUGGAAGAUGUUGACAAUUACCUCUCCUUGGAGUAUGGACAAGUUGCGGUUUUUGAUGCUACCAACACAGUCCGAGAGAGGCGAGACCUUAUUCUCAGUUUUGCUAAGAACAAGGGAUUUAAGGUGUUUUUUGUGGAAUCGAUUUGUGGUGAUCCAGAUGUCAUUGCUACUAACAUCAUGCAGGUGAAGCUGACUGGACCUGACUAUGAAGACUGCAACAAGGAGGAAGUAGUUGAAGACUUCCUGAAGAGGAUUGACUGCUAUAAGACCACAUAUGAACCCCUGGAUGAAGAGAUAGAUGGACAAUUGUCCUAUAUUAAGAUCUUUGAUGUUGGCAAACGCUAUCUUGUAAACCGAGUACAGGAUCACAUCCAGAGCCGGAUUGUGUAUUACCUAAUGAACAUUCAUAUUGCACCACGGUCCAUCUACAUCUGCCGCCAUGGUGAGAGUGAACUGAAUGUGCAACAGAGGAUUGGUGGAGACUCGAGCCUCACGAAGUGUGGCAUGGAGUUUGCAUCUGAAAUGGCAAAAUUUAUCAAAGAGCAGAACAUCAAAGACCUGAAGGUUUGGACAAGUCACAUGAAGCGAACCAUUCAAACUGCUGAAGCCUUGGGAGUACCAUAUGAGCAGUGGAAGGCACUCAAUGAAAUUAAUGCUGGUGUUUGUGAAGAGAUGACAUAUGAAGAAAUUGAACAGAAAUAUCCACGGGAGUUUGCACUGCGAGACCAUGAUAAAUACCGCUAUCGGUAUCCAAAAGGAGAGUCAUAUGAAGAUCUGGUUCAACGUCUGGAGCCUGUGAUUAUGGAAUUAGAAAGGCAAGAAAAUGUGCUGGUCAUCUGUCAUCAAGCUGUCAUGCGUUGCCUUCUUGCUUAUUUCCUUGACAAAACUGCAGAUGAACUGCCAUAUGUCAAGUGUCCCCUUCACACUGUCCUCAAACUAACUCCCGUGGCUUAUGGCUGCCAGGUGGAGUGCUUUCCCAUAGGUGAAGAAGCUGUUGACACACACAGGGAGAAGCCUGUUGAUGCCAAGCUUUCCUCGGAAGCAGAAGAAGCUUUGUAUGCAGAUCUUAACUUGUUGCGCUUAGGUGCAGCUGUAUAAUUACAAAUAAAAUGGUGUGCUCGGUGCCCAUUCCCUUCUGAAACUCAUUUGAAGUAUACCUCAUAAGUAUCUGGUUGUACAGUGAUGUCUGAUGAUGUAAUAGUACCUUUUGUUCAUGUGGAAAUAAUUCUGCACUGAGCAGCCUUUGGGAUUUUUAAUUAAAUCACUGAGAUGUUAACAGCCA
Molecule: messenger RNA, 1759 nt
Organism: Protopterus annectens (West African lungfish)
Lineage: Eukaryota; Metazoa; Chordata; Ceratodontiformes; Protopteridae
Gene: PFKFB1
Product: 6-phosphofructo-2-kinase/fructose-2,6-biphosphatase 1
Exons: 14
Coding region: 145-1575 (476 amino acids)
Biological process (GO): fructose metabolic process; fructose 2,6-bisphosphate metabolic process
Cellular component (GO): cytosol; 6-phosphofructo-2-kinase/fructose-2,6-biphosphatase complex
Molecular function (GO): 6-phosphofructo-2-kinase activity; ATP binding; fructose-2,6-bisphosphate 2-phosphatase activity
Source: RefSeq, a predicted model, not a curated record